AUGACGUGCCUUCGCAAAGACGACAUUCUCCGGUCGUUGUUGCCAGACGAGGCAACCUUUUCAACGUCGGAAUCGAGCCGCGGUGCUGGCGGACGAAAUGAAACGGCGGCGGCCGGAGGUGUUCACUUGCGACGAGCAGCGGACCUGAGUCGCGCAGGUCAUGGCGGUCAGAGAGACGAUGCCUGGUGCUGUGGCGGCGGAGAGAGUGAAGAUGACGGCGGAAAACGGCGGUCGGCCUGUGGAAUGGUGGUGCGGCGGUCGUCCUGCUCCGACGGCGAUGGCGUUUCAGCGGGCUUCGACGGCGGCGACGUUUUUGCGGGCAGUGGGCUCCGGCGACCGGCAGUGGCGUGCUGCGGCGGCGAUGGCUGGGCAGAGGCGCGUGUGUGGAGGCACGGCGACGGAAUGGGUGGGAGAAACGAGGCAACCUUUUCAACGUCGGAAUCGAGCCGCGGUGCUGGCGGACGAAAUGAAACGGCGGCGGCCGGAGGUGUUCACUUGCGACGAGCAGCGGACCUGAGUCGCGCAGGUCAUGGCGGUCAGAGAGACGAUGCCUGGUGCUGUGGCGGCGGAGAGAGUGAAGAUGACGGCGGAAAACGGCGGUCGGCCUGUGGAAUGGUGGUGCGGCGGUCGUCCUGCUCCGACGGCGAUGGCGUUUCAGCGGGCUUCGACGGCGGCGACGUUUUUGCGGGCAGUGGGCUCCGGCGACCGGCAGUGGCGUGCUGCGGCGGCGAUGGCUGGGCAGAGGCGCGUGUGUGGAGGCACGGCGACGGAAUGGGUGGGAGAAGUGAAGAUCGGCAGACGAGGCAACCUUUUCAACGUCGGAAUCGAGCCGCGGUGCUGGCGGACGAAAUGAAACGGCGGCGGCCGGAGGUGUUCACUUGCGACGAGCAGCGGACCUGA
This is a messenger RNA of Striga asiatica, 900 nucleotides long. The record is from the annotation of a GenBank genome assembly. Lineage: Eukaryota; Viridiplantae; Streptophyta; Magnoliopsida; Lamiales; Orobanchaceae.